AUGGAUGACUCAGAGCUAGAUCAGAUCCGAAAAGCUCGUCUAGAGCAGCUCAAGGCCCAAGGUGGCGGCGGCGGAGGAGGUGGUGGUUCUGGGCAGCAAGAACAGCAGCAGCGCCAACAACAGCAGCAAGACGACGCCCGCCAACACAUCCUCCAGCAGAUCCUUCACCCAGAAGCCGCCGACCGUCUAGGCCGCAUCCGUCUCGUCAAGGAGGAGCGCGCCGCCGACAUCGAGAACCGUCUAAUCACGCUUGCGCAGAGCGGCCAGCUGCGACAAAAGGUCACCGAGGCGCAGCUCAAGGAGCUUCUGAACGCCAUGUCGGAGAGCAAGGAGGAAGAGAAGAUCGUCGUGAACAGGCGCAAGGCAUGGGACGAUGACGAUGAUUUGGACCUGUAA
Messenger RNA from Fusarium sp. VM40, 396 nucleotides. Lineage: Eukaryota; Fungi; Ascomycota; Sordariomycetes; Hypocreales; Nectriaceae. The record is from the annotation of a GenBank genome assembly.